This is a messenger RNA of Ctenocephalides felis (cat flea), 529 nucleotides long. Its product is annotated as mediator of RNA polymerase II transcription subunit 15-like. The record is from RefSeq and is a predicted model, not a curated record. The transcript is spliced from 3 exons. The annotation marks the transcript as partial. Lineage: Eukaryota; Metazoa; Arthropoda; Insecta; Siphonaptera; Pulicidae.
ACUAGCAACGGCACCCCGAGUUCGGUCGUCGUAGAAAACCACAAGAUGAACGGUUCAGUGGUGGUAGCGCCUCCAUCGGCUCCUUUGGCUCCUUCAGCAGUACAGGUGCCAAUACCGCCUCCUCGGGAGCACCUGCGCAUCGAGAAAGAUGGACGGCUGGUGAAUAGAGCACCAGCGCCGCAGGUUCCGGCGAGAGGCACGACUACUAUUGCUGCAGCACCGACAUCAGGAGCGGUGCAGCCUACUGUGGAGCAGUUGGAGAGCAUGAGGAAAUAUCAGGAUCAAUUACGUCGCCGCAGAGAACAACAGCAGCAGCAGGAGCAAGAGCAACAGCUACUGCGCGCCUCUCUCAGAGGUUCGGCGAAGCUCCGUGCCCUGCAGCAGCAAACACCUCAACAAGUUGCAGCACAGAAGCAGCAGGCCCUGAAAGGAACCCUCAAUGAAGCAUACGAACCUCAUGAAGAUGAGAUUCUGGAUGAUAGCGAUAAAGAGGUUGGCGACGAAGAGGUUAAAGCACCUGGAAUUACGA